This is a messenger RNA of Onychostoma macrolepis, 5548 nucleotides long. Its product is annotated as zinc finger protein 271-like. Gene Ontology annotation, biological process: regulation of transcription by RNA polymerase II. Lineage: Eukaryota; Metazoa; Chordata; Actinopteri; Cypriniformes; Cyprinidae. Gene Ontology annotation, molecular function: RNA polymerase II cis-regulatory region sequence-specific DNA binding; DNA-binding transcription factor activity, RNA polymerase II-specific. The transcript is spliced from 3 exons. Bases 461 to 2266 code for a protein of 601 amino acids. The record is from RefSeq and is a predicted model, not a curated record.
AACAUGAUAAUACAUGUAGUGCAAUAAUAUGAAAAGUUAUCAUGAGACCAGCUGACCACGUCGCUACAACUUUCUUCUUGGGACUAACAAGCGACGUCUUUUGAGGACCUGCUCACGACGUUUCUGGGACGUUAGCCAAGAUUCUAAAAAAUGGAAUUUUACCACGACGUCCUCACUCCAGUCCAGCGGGUGGCGCUGAGACACAUACGUUUUUUUUUUUUACCAAACACCAUUAAACCUCAGAGGAAGAAGAUUCGUUUUACCGCGCUCUCUGUUGAUUUGUCGUGAUGCUGGUUUAAUACAAACUGUUAGAAAUGUUGUUUCUGUAAAUAUAAUAAUACAGUUUUUGAAUCUGUUCAGUAAAUACCUGUAAUAUCAUCCUCACAGUCGUGACUAACUUUUCAAGUAAGCAGGAAUAUCUGGAGGAGUAUCAUCUGAACUGAGAUCUGCUGCUGUGAAGAUGGUGUUUGUUAAAGAGGAGAGUGAGGAGAACACGAGUGAACCAGAAACCUGGAGAAUAAAACACGAGGAACCAGAAACCUGGAGAAUAAAAUACGAGGAACCAGAAACCAGCAGAAUAAAACGCGAGGAACCAGAAACCAUCAGAAUAAAACACGAGGAACCAGAAACCAUCAGAAUAAAACAAGAGGAACAAGGAGAUUUUAUUGAAGAAAGUGUGGAGAAUGAAGAAUUGAGUCAAGAUGAGGCGAAACAUCAUAUCAAAACUGGAGAAAAAUCUUUGAGUUGCUCUCAGAAUGAUUUAAAGAAAAGAAGAGCCAAGAAAACUUUCACUUGCACUCAGUGUGGAAAUAAUUUGACAAGCAAAUAUAAUCUUGAUGUUCACAUGAGAAUUCACACUGGAGAGAAACCGUUCACUUGUGAUCAGUGUGGGAAGUGUUUCACACAAUCGGCAAGCCUUAAGAAACACAUGAACAUCCACACUAGAGAGAAACUGUACUCAUGUGAUCAAUGUGAUAAAACAUUUUUGAGGGCUUCAGUCCUGAAGAAACACCUGACAGUUCAUACAAAGGAAAAGCCAUAUUCAUGUUAUUUGUGUGGGAAGUGUUUUUCACGUUUUUCAAUUUUGAAAGAACAUCAGAAAAUACAUACUGGUGUGAGAGAGUACAUCUGCUUUGAGUGUGAAAAGACUUUUACUACAGCAAACUGUUUGAAACUGCAUGAGAGGAUUCACACGGGAGAAAAACCUUAUAAGUGUUCACACUGUGACAAGAGAUUCAGUGAUUCAACAAUUCUGAAAACACACGAGAGGAUCCACACUGGAGAGAAACUGUAUCACUGCACUGCAUGUGGGAAGCGUUUCAAUCGUUCAUCUGCUCUACGCAAUCAUACAAAAAACAAUCACAAGUUGAUUGAAGAAAAAGAGAAGAAUGAAGAAUCAAGUGAAGUUGAGGAGAAAAAUCAUGUCAAAACUGAAGAAAAACCUUUGAGUGGCCCUCAAACCAAACUGAAAGAUUUAGAGAAAAGAAGAGCCAAGAAAUCUUUCACCUGCACUCAGUGUGGAAAGAGUUUCACACACAAAACAAGUCUUGAGCGUCACAUGAGAAUUCAUACUGGAGAGAAGCAGCACGCAUGCGAUCAAUUUACUUCAGUGACCUGUACAAAACUGCAUGAAAGCAUCCACACUAGAGAAAAACCUUAUAAGUGUUCACACUGUGACAAGAGAUUCAAUCAUUCAACACAUCUAAAAACACAUGAGAGGAUCCACACCGGAGAGAAACCAUAUAAGUGUCCUCAUUGCAACAAGAGAUUCAAUAAGUCAGGAGACCUGAAAACACAUGAGAGGAUCCACACUGGAGAGAAACCUUAUGAGUGUUCACACUGUGGCAAGAGAUUCAGUCAUCCAUCAAAUCUGAAAGCACAUGAGAGGAUCCACACUGGAGAGAAACCUUAUAAGUGUUCAUACUGCAACAAGAAGUUCAAUAAGUCAGGAGACCUGAAAACACAUGAGAGGAUCCACACUGGAGAGAAACCUUAUAAGUGUUCACACUGUGACAAGAGAUUCAGUGAUUCAUCAAAUCUGAAAACACAUGAGAGGAUCCACACUGGAGAAAAACCUUACAAGGGUUCACACUGUGACAAGAGAUUCAAUAGGUCAGGAGACCUGGAAACACAUGAGAUGAUCCACACUGGAGAGAAACCGUAUCACUGCACUGCACGUGGGAAGUGUUUCAAUCGUUCAUCUGCUCUACACAAUCAUACAAAAAACAAUCACAGUAAGGCCCCAUACACACGGAGACGCAUUUAGCUGUAUACGCAAAUAUUUUGUAUCAUAUUGGCCUUUCGUCCAGACAGAUCUGGCAUUUUGGGAGCCUGAAAACACUAUUUUUUGAAACCGGGUCCCAGAGUGGAUUAAUAGCCUUUUUUGUUCUUUCCUUUCAUAGUACAGAACAAGAAAUAAAUAAAUAAUACAUAAUUAUUUCAUAAAUAAUAAAUAAUCUUUCAUUGGGCAAAAGUAUUAUAAUACGAAAAGCUCCAAUACAGAGCAACACAAAGCUCUUAUGCACAUCUCGUGCACAUAAUGAUGUGCUUGAAGCAACACGGAGUCACAACAUGCAGCACUCCACAUAGAGAAGUUCAACACACAAAGGAAAGAGAUAUUGAUGCGUAGUUUAUUAAAUCUGUGUGAUAGUUUGAGCCUUUUCUUUUAACAGUUUUAAAUUUCAGUUACUGUGCACUCUUGGAGAGAGUUUCGUCGUCUUGACUGUCGUAACCCGAACGUGACACAGUUUGAAUGCUAAAUGGAGGACAGCCGCAGCAGAGAGAAGAGUUUACGUGAACUUGAAUUUAACGACUUAGUUUAAUCUGAGGUACAGAUGAAUAUUUAUGAAACUGCUUCAGAACACUUUGAGUUUACAGUGCUUUUAUAAUGUUUUUGUGCUUUUGUGGGGCUUAACAAUAACACAAUAGUAUACGCACAAUAUCGGAUUUGGCUCAAUCUCAUCUAACCGAUACCUGAUCCAGCAGAAAAUGCCAAUAUCGGAGCCGAUUCUGAUACUGAGUAUCGGAUCGAUUUAUCCCUACAGUUAAUCUGUAUAUUUUGUGAAAUGCUGAUGUCAUCACUCCACGUCUUGAACCCAGUCAGACACCGCUACGUCACGCAACAGCAACAAUAACAAUGGCGGACUACAUGCUUGUGUUCAUGCUGCAGAAGCCUAUUAGCGUUACUAACUUUACUAGCUUUUCUUGUUGUUGUGUUUGGUUUGUAUACAGUGUGCAAGGUUUAUGCACAUGCUCUAAGUUGUCAUCUCCGUUUCUAGUGUAUCUCUGGCAGAAUUACAGCACCACAUACUGGUCUGGCAUGAAUACUGCAUCAUUCCAGCAUCCAGCAUUUUCAGAUCUUAUGCUGCCUCCUCAUCAAAUGCAACACAAUAAUGCAUCAAGCAGUAAAAUAUCAUCUGGAUAAAUCUGUCCUAACCAGUCAUAACAAGCGACAUGACUAAGAAACAUUAUCUAAAGUUUUCAGAGUGAAUAAAGUUCAUCCUCAUCUUCAAAACCAGCAGAUUCAACUGAGAUUCAUAUCGACACAAAAAUGGAAUUCCUGCCUAAAGAACAAUGUCCAAAAGUUGUAUUCUUGUAUGCCAUUUUGCUUCAUGAUAUAAAUUAUAUCAUUGUGUUUUCUUAUGAGUUUCAUAUUAUGUUCAAUUGUUUUAUAAUGCAUAUGUAUCACUUGUAGUUUACUUGUAGAUGCUUUUUACAAACUGUUCUUGUUCAGGACACUUUUGUUUGGUUCACUUUUUUUAUGUUGUUCUUCACUGUUGUUUUUUUUAAAUGAUUGAGUUAUUCUUCUACGUAAGAUGUAUUUAGGAAAUGCAUAUGCAAUAUAUACUAUCAUGUAGCUUUGCAACUGAUUCUUCUGUGCUUCUUUUGUAAGUGGGAAUGAACCCCCAAUAUUAGGCUACGUCCACACGAAGCCAGAGCUUUCCCUAUCCAAUAUUUUUUUUCCCCUUGUCUCAAGAAAUAUCUGCAUACACACUAAACCGACACAAAAUGAUGUAGUAUACAUGCCAGACCAGCAUGUGGUGCUGUAAUUCUGCCACAGAGAUACACUAAAAACAGAGAAGACGACUUGGAUCAUGUUCAUAAACCUUGCGUGCGGUAUACAAACCAACAUUGGAACAAUACAUUUAUUAAUCUGUGUUAAUGUUAGUUAAUAAAAAGACAAUCGUUCAGUGUUUUUGUUGUGGUUACGUGACGUAGUGGUGUCUGACUAGGGGCGAGACGUGGGCUGAUGACAUCAUCUUUUCAGAAAAUAUACAGAUUUUAUGUCCACACGAAAACGCAAGGGUGUUGUUUUCGGAUUUAUCCACUCUGGGACCCGGUGUCAAAAAAUAGCGGUUUCACUCUCCCAAAAUGCCAGAUCCGUCUGGACAAAAUGCCUAUACCAUACAAAAUGUAUGCGUAUACAGCUAAACGCAUCUCCAUGUGGACGGGGCCUUAAACCAGCUCUGGGGCUAAAUUACAAAAUACUGUAUCGAAAAGUGAAUGUUAACUGUUCUUCUUUUGGUGCUGAGGACAUUAAGGAAAUACACUUACAGUUUGCUAUUGCUACAUAAAUAUUAUCAAGCUAACUGUAUCUUGUCAACUGUUUCUACAUGCGAUAAGUUCAAGACAUUUGUCACUGGCACGUUUUUGUUAUUUUGCAAUCCAGACGCGAGGUCUCUCUUGUACUUUAGGGCUGUGAGAUUAAUCUAAUUUUAUUUUCAAUUGAGCUUGACUUCCGAGGAUUAUGAAAACAAGUUGUUUGAGUUAAAGUGAUAUAUUAGAGACAAUCUGAUGCAUCUGGGUGACUUUAUGGUCGCUGUGUGUGUGUGUGUGUGUGUGUGUGUGUGUGUCUGUUAUGUCCAUGUGACCGUAGUAAUCCAUUAUAAUGAGUUUACACCACUGAUCUAUAAUAGAGACCUGGAUUACUCAUGACAGCAUUGAAGUGAAGCCACUGCAGCACCAUAUUGGUAUACCCCAUUAUUCCCAUAAAUUCUAUUGAAUUAAUAGUAAAUCUUACAAUCUUAAUGAGAAAACAUCACCUAACGAGUCAGUGUUUUUAUAUCUGAAGGUUUCCUGUACAUUCUUACAAUGUAAACAUGCUGCAUGUAAAAAGUUAUUUGUUUAAUGUUGGUAAUUUCCCCUGCCUAUUUAAAAAAAAAAAAAAAAAUACAUAUUAUAUUCAUUACAGUAGUGAACAUCAAAUGAGCACGAUGAACAUCAGAUGGAUGAGAUCCUCAACAAAUGUAUUACAAAUGACUAAGUGCUUUUUCUGAAAUCUGAUUUUUUUAUAUACCUUAACUCACCUUGUACAAUUAUUCAGUUUAUGUAAUUAUGUUGUUAUAUUGUUUUAAUUUGUAAUUGCAAAUGUUUCAACAAUUUCAUUAACAUUAUGCAUUUUGAAGCAGUUAAUGAUUUAAAUGUUGAUUGAAUUAAUAAUUAAUACAUAUGUAAAGGAAUCUGUUCUCUAUAGUGAGGUGGAAUGCUAGUCCACUACGGAACUCCGUAAGAAGUGUGACAGGAGACAGAUGAUUGUUUAAUCUCUUCA